Molecule: messenger RNA, 397 nt
Organism: Periconia digitata
Lineage: Eukaryota; Fungi; Ascomycota; Dothideomycetes; Pleosporales; Periconiaceae
Source: the annotation of a GenBank genome assembly
CCAUUCGCCCAAACCGUUGUUCGCAUGCCAUAUACUACAAACAUUCGCAACUCAUCCUACUUCCAAGGAAAAACAAAAAACAAAACAAAACAAAAAUCGAUUGCUUCGAAAGAUUCGCCUCUCUCCCUUCCCUUCCCCUUAGAAGCCAAUGGAUGCUGUCACACAUUCCUCUCCUGUGCUGCAGAUCCCCGAUCUAACACCAAGCUCCGGAACCCUCCCCGUCCCUCCCCGUCCAUCCGAUCCGUCCGUUCCCGGGCCCGCGCGCGAGGAAGACCCCAAACGAGUCCAAGCGCGAGAAGCUAUUCCAAAUUAGACUUUUAUUCCUCUGCGGUGAAAAUGCAUGCCGGGAGAGUAUAUGGAUGUAUGUGCUUUUCAGGAAAUGCGUUGAUUUACUGAG